AUGGUUGAGCACAUGAUGGAUCCGUGGUUCGGCAACGCCAAGUCCCCAGUACUUGGGGGUACCCCGGAUUCGCCGCGCGAUGUUCCGCCUUUUCCAAGGGCCUUCCACGGGGGCCUCAGGGCUGCCAAAUCUCGCUGGGCCGCCAAAUCUCGCUGGAUCCCCAAGGCCCCCUUGACCCCCCCGUCAGCGGCCUGCCUACUGCGUGCCCAUAAUUUCACAUGCCAGGGAAGCGCGCCGUCUGAAACCGACGUCACCACCGGCAUCCCAACAAAGAUCCACCCCGUGCCAGGGUCCCCCAAUUCUUCUCCGUUUGCCCUCCGUUUGCCAUUUCAUACAAAGUCGACCGAGUGCCCAAAGAGACCUGCAGGCCAGGCUGCUCGCCCAAUUGUCCCGUCGUCCUCUCGGAAACGUGUUUCGCAAAGUACAAGCACGGGAUACCACUCCGUAGUACUACUAUUCGGCACGAUGCAGUACGUGCGAAACCUCAGCGACUCGGUUUCCACGGCCUGGAAUUCCAUCAACCCGGCCACGCUCAGCGGUGCCAUUGACGUGAUUGUCGUCGAGCGCGAUGAUGGCACCUUGGCUUGCUCGCCCUUCCAUGUCCGCUUCGGCAAGUUUUCGCUCUUGCGCCCGUACGAGAAGAAGGUCGAGUUCCGCAUCAAUGGCUCCAAGCAGCCCUACUCCAUGAAGCUGGGCGAGGGCGGCGAGGCCUUCUUCGUCUUUGAGACGUCUGAUUCUAUCCCGGAAUCGAUGCAGACGUCCCCGCUGGUUUCUCCCGCAAGCAGCCCGCCUUUUGGGCCGGCAGAUGAUGCCUCGUCCGCCCUGCAAGAGCCGGACACUCUGGAGCUUGACGGAGAGCCAGCAAAGGCCCGUCGCCCAUCGCCCGCCAUUAUCCAGCCCGAUGAGAACGGCAUGAUUACGCCUCUGUCGUCCUCCCCGCCGCUCUCCAGCUCCCAUCCUGGCCCUGGCGGUGACUGGCGCGGGGCCUUCGACCGACCUCACAGCGACGACAUCUUGAGAAAAACCACACGACACAAUGACGAAGCCAUUUCGGACAACGAAAGCCCUUCCGAGUCUGAACGGUCACACAGCCCUCCGAUGCUUGGACCCACGGAGGCCAUUGCACGCGCUAGGGCCUUGUCCAAGGGAUUGUCUGCGGUCAACAUUCCAACUCACAUUACCGAGACGGGAGACCUUAUGCUGGACAUGACGGGCUUCAAGAGCAACGAGGAGGACAUGCUUCGUGCCGAAGUCCUUGCACGCAACAUUCUUUCUGAGGAAAUGGACGGCAACUAUGACAUCGGAGCCUUGUUUGGGUUUGAUGAAGAGGGCAACCUUUGGGUCUACAGCAGCGAAGACGCCAAGCAGGCCGCCAUGAACAAGACUAUUGAGUCGUCAUUGCAAGCACACCGCCGCGCGGUUGCUGCCGACGCCAUAUCGGAUCCGGGCUACCAAAGCGAUGGCAGCGACGUCACCACCGCACCACACAUUCCCUCUCACCGGCGUUCAGAGUCUGAUGCUGGUCCUGGCGGCAUGCACACGCCCCCUCGAAGCCCGACCGGCUCCCUUCAGCCCCCCAAGAGCUACGCUAAGACACUUCGAUUGACUAGCGAUCAGCUGAAGGACAUGAGCCUCAAGUACGGGGAGAACUCGAUGAGCUUCACAGUCAACCGAGCAACGUGCGCGGCCAACCUGUAUCUGUGGAAGCACGAUACGCCCGUGGUCAUUUCGGACAUCGACGGCACCAUCACCAAGUCGGAUGCCCUCGGUCAUGUGCUCAACAUGAUUGGCCGAGACUGGACUCACUCUGGCAUCGCAAAGCUCUAUAGCGAUAUUGCCCUGAAUGGAUACAACAUCAUGUACCUGACGAGUCGCUCGGUCGGACAGGCCGACACGACUCGGGCCUACCUGAACAACAUUGUCCAGGAGGGCUUCAAAAUGCCCCACGGCCCAACCAUUCUGUCUCCCGAUCGGACCAUGGCUGCGCUGCGCCGCGAGGUCUAUCUACGAAAGCCUCACGUGUUCAAGAUGGCAACCUUGCGAGACAUUCGAAACCUGUAUGGCCCGGACGGCGGUCCCUUCUACGCCGGGUUUGGCAACCGUCUCACAGACCAGAUUUCCUACCGAACGGUGGAUGUGCCACGAACCCGCAUCUUCACCAUCAACUCCAACUCGGAAGUAUCGCUUGACCUCCUGAGCCUUAACAAACUCAAGAUGACCUAUGUCAAUAUUAAUGAGGUUGUGGACCACUAUUUCCCCCCUGUCGACACCCUGGUCAGGGGUGGCGGGGAGGAUUACACCGACUUCAUGUACUGGAGAGAUGACCCCCUCCAGAUUGAUGAUUUCUCGGCUAGCGAUAGCGAAGAUGAUGACCAGGGCAGCACUUACACCGAUGAGGAGGGGGACGAGGAAUUGGAAGAGGAAGAGGAAGAGGAAGAAGACGAUGAAGAGGUUGGUGAAGGGCUCGCAGACAGCUACAUCUCGCACGAGGACUACGAGGGCGACGACAUUCUCGAGAGCAUCGAGAAUGAAGAUGCCGAUGACGAGGAGAAUUACGAAGAUGAAGAUGCCGAGGCAUCGGACGAUGACACCCGGGUGGUGGAAGAUGUCCCAGCCGAGAUCAUCACUGGGAACGUUUCCGGCGCCGUCGAGCAGGAGCACGACCUGCCAGCUCUCGAGGUACCCGUCGAGAUUCGAACGCCCACGAUUCCGUCGUAA
Trichoderma aggressivum f. europaeum is the source of this 2718-nucleotide messenger RNA. RefSeq lists its product as uncharacterized. Gene Ontology annotation, cellular component: nucleus. Gene Ontology annotation, biological process: fatty acid catabolic process; triglyceride biosynthetic process. The coding region runs from base 1 to 2718 and encodes 905 amino acids. Lineage: Eukaryota; Fungi; Ascomycota; Sordariomycetes; Hypocreales; Hypocreaceae. Gene Ontology annotation, molecular function: phosphatidate phosphatase activity. The record is from RefSeq and is a predicted model, not a curated record. The transcript is spliced from 5 exons.